This is a messenger RNA of Morchella sextelata, 1854 nucleotides long. RefSeq lists its product as uncharacterized. The record is from RefSeq and is a predicted model, not a curated record. The coding region runs from base 1 to 1854 and encodes 617 amino acids. The transcript has 2 exons. NCBI's taxonomy places the organism in Eukaryota, Fungi, Ascomycota, Pezizomycetes, Pezizales, Morchellaceae.
AUGGUCAAAGAAGAAGAGGAUCUCCUCAAGCGUCCAGUGUACGUCUACGACAUCCCACCAGAGCUCCUCGAAACCCUCACGUUACGGACCGACCAGCCCGCCACCCCAGAGGAAGCCCAACCCACCACAUCCACCACAGCGCCGCAAGAUGCCGACACCACCUCCUCAACCUCCUGCGCCCUCUGCAAGAUCACCAACAAGACCGUCGCCGAGCAGCGCGCCCACGCCCGCUCCGACAUCCACAACUUCAACCUAAAGCGCAAAGUCCGCGGCCAGCCCGCCGUCACCGAAGCCGAGUUCGACGACCUCCUCGAGGGCCUCAACGAGAGCAUCUCCGGCUCCGACAGCAACUCCUCCGAAGACGAAAGCGGCCCCACCGACCAGCUCUCCGCGCUCCUGAAGCGCAACGCCGUCCUCGCCAACCCGGACGACGAGCCCACCACCACCACCGCCGCCGGCUGGAAACAGGGCGCCGGCAAAGCGCCCAUAAUAUGGUUCAACUCGCCGCUCCUCCCCGCAGAGACAUCGCUCGGCGUGUACCGCGCGCUCUUCACCAAGCCCGAGCAGUCGGACGCAUCAUGGCUCGACGCGCUGCGCACAAAACAGCUAUCCGCUCAGCCCAAGGGUAAAGAACCGCACAUCUUCAUGUGCAUGAUCGGCGGCGGGCACUUCGCAGCCAUGGUCGUCUCCCUCGCGCCCAAGGUCGCCAAGACAGGCGGCGAGCGCUCGGCAGCCAUCCUCGCGCACAAGACCUUCCACCGCUACACCACGCGGCGCAAGCAAGGAGGUGCGCAGUCCGCGAGCGACGCCGCCAAGGGCGCUGCGCACUCGGCCGGUAGCUCGCUGCGAAGGUACAACGAGGUUGCGCUGACGGCGGAGAUCCGCGAGCUGCUUGCGGGGUGGAAGGAGUGGCUGGAUACGGCGGACCUUCUGUUUGUGCGCGCGGUGGGCAACUCGAAUAGGCGCACGCUGUUUGGGGAGGGCGCGCCGCUGAAGAGUAAUGACCCGCGCAUCCGCGGCUUCCCGUUCAGUACCCGCCGCGCGACGGAAUCGGAGCUAAUGCGCUGCUUCGUCGAGCUCACGCGCAUGAAGACCUCCACUCUCACCACCACCUCGCUCUCCGCCCUCACCACCUCCACCACCACCACCGCCCCCCCAACAGCCAAGCCAAAACCCACCCCACGCCUCACCCCCGCCGAAGAAACCGCCCACCUCCACAGCAGCCAACUCACCGCUCUCAUCCGGCGCUCCAAAGCCCCCGCGCUCCUCACCUACCUAACCACGCACACCCUCUCACCAAACUACACCUUCACCCCGCCCAACCACCACUCCCCCACCCUCCUGCACCUCGCCGCGUCCUCCUCCUCACCCGCAGUCGUAACAGCGCUCCUCACAAAAGCGCGCGCCGACCCCACGCUCACAACCCCCGCGCAGCCGCGCCCCGCCUUCGAGCUCGCCGGCGACCGCGCCACGCGCGACGCAUUCCGCGUCGCGCGGCACGACCUCGGCGAGGCCGCCUGGGACUGGGAGGCCGCGGGGGUGCCUGCCGCGCUGUCGAAGUCCGAAGCGGGGGAGCGGGAGCGGCGCGAGAAGGAGGGCGGGGAGGCGGAGGAGCGUGUGCGGCGGGAGCGGGAGGUAGCGAGGCUGGCGGAGGAGGCGGAGCGGCGGGCGGCGGAGAGUAGAAGGUUGCCGGGGAGGGGGGGGAGGAAUCUCGGUGGGACGGUGCAGAUGGGGAUGGGGAGGAGGGAGGAGCAGGAGGCGGGGCUGACGAAGGAGGGGAGGAUGAGGUUGGAGAGGGAGAGGAGGGCGAGGGCUGCGGAGGAGCGGAUUAGGAGGUUGGCGGGGUCGGGAUAG